Geodia barretti is the source of this 550-nucleotide messenger RNA. The record is from the annotation of a GenBank genome assembly. Lineage: Eukaryota; Metazoa; Porifera; Demospongiae; Tetractinellida; Geodiidae.
GAUGUUGUCUAACAUCCUUUCUUUUUCACGUUUAUUUCUCUGAUAGGUCCCAAGAUAUCACUAGAGUCAUCCCAGUACUCUGUAACAGAAGAUGACGGUUCAAUUGAAGUCUGUGCCUCUGUGAGUGGAGGCCCCCUCUCAUCUAGUGUAGUUGUCACUAUCAACACCCUCCCAUCAACCGCCGCAUCUCCAGAUGAUUACACAAGCCUAAGUGCAACCCACACCUUCACACCAGGAGGGGGAACCAGGAAGUGCUCAACGAUUCAAAUAUCUGCCGACACUGCUGUCGAGUCGUCCGAGAGUUUCUCUGCCGGUCUCCAGAGUGAAGUCGACAUCCUUGACACACCUAUUAGCGCUUUCAUCUUGACUCUUGACAGCAGUCGCACCCACGAUGGUUUUUUACGAAACCAAGAGAGCGUCUGCAUACUCGGCAGACCUUAGGUGGAGAAUGAUAUGGCAAAGAGAAGUGUUAGGAAUGACCAACAGAGAAAUCGCAGCCCAUCUGGAAGAUGAUACCAGCACAGUGUGGAGAACAGUGAAGUUGCUUAGG